CCCUCCCCUCCAAAUUCUGGGGAACUCCCGUUACCGCGGUGCCACCGGCAUUACUCAUUCAUCUCCAUUCAGGCUUUCCCCAGCAUUUAUUAAGGGCUCUCUGCUCCUGCCUCUCACUCUCCCUCUCCGCUGCUCAAACACUGCUCACUCAAGAGCUCGCCUCGUCCCCUCGGGCCAGCUGUGGGAAGCGGCAAAAGAAAGAACUUUGUCUCCAGCAAUGCAUCUCCCUGCGAUUCUGUUUUGUGCUCUCUGGUGUGCGGUGUCUGCCGAGACCUCGGAUGAUUAUGAGCUCAUGUAUGUGAAUUUGGACAACGAAAUAGACAAUGGACUCCAUCCCACUGAGGACCCCACGCCGUGUGACUGCCGUCGGGAGCACACCGAGUGGGACAAGCUCUUCAUCAUGCUGGAGGACUCGCAGAUGAGGGAGGGCAUGCUGCUGCAGGCCACCGACGACGUCCUCCGGGGCGAGCUGCAGAGGCUGCGGGCGGAGCUGGGCCGCCUGGCGGGCAGCCUGGCGAGGCCGUGCGCGCCGCCGGCCCCCGCGGAGGCCCGGCUGGCCCGGGCGCUGGACGAGCUGCUGCAGGCGAGCCGCGACGCUGGCCGCAGGCUGGCGCGCCUGGAGAGCGCGGAGACGCCGCGCCCGGAGGAGGCGGGGCGCGCUCUGGGCGCGGUGCUCGAGGAGCUGCGGCGGACCCGAGCCGACCUCCGCGCGGUGCAGGGCUGGGCGGCCGGGCGCUGGCUGCCGGCAGGUUGUGAAACAGCACUUUUAUUCCCAAUGCGUUCCAAGAAGAUUUUUGGAAGCGUGCAUCCAGCGACACCAAUGAAGCUUGAGUCUUUUAGUGCCUGCAUUUGGGUCAAAGCCACAGAUGUAUUAAACAAAACCAUCCUGUUUUCGUAUGGCACAAAGAGAAAUCCAUAUGAGAUCCAGCUGUACCUUGGCUAUCAGUCCAUAGUGUUUGUGGUGGGUGGAGAGGAGAACAAACUGAUUGCUAAUACUGUGAUUUCCCUGGGAAAGUGGACCCAUCUGUGCAGCACCUGGAAUUCAGAGAAGGGGCGCAUGUCCUUGUGGGUAAACGGUGAACUGGUGGCUACCACUGUUGAGAUGGCCAUAGGUCAUAUUGUUCCUGAGGGAGGGAUCCUGCAGAUUGGCCAAGAAAAGAACGGCUGCUGUGUAGGUGGUGGCUUUGAUGAAACACUAGCCUUUUCUGGAAGACUCACAGGCUUUAAUAUCUGGGAUCGCGUUCUCAGCAAUGAAGAGAUAAGAGAGACCGCAGGAGCCGAUUCUUGUCACAUCCGGGGAAAUGUUGUUGGGUGGGGAGUCACAGAAAUUCAGCCACAUGGAGGAGCUCAGUAUGUUUCAUAAGUGUUGUGAAACUCUACUUGAAGCCAAAGAAAGAAACUCACGUUUUCAACAUAUGCCAGUUGGGAAGGUCUAAAAACCUCAGUGCAUAUUAAGCACACUUGAGAUUAAUGAAGGGGAGAGUUGAGAUCAAUUUUUAUUCAUCUUGGCAAAAUACUGAAUAAACAGUUGAAGAAGACAAGACAUUGGAGAAUGCUUUUGGGGAUAUUGUUACUAGACUUUAUGCCAGGUGCUUUCAGAUUAAUGCCAUGUCUUUGUCAGAUAAACUCUCAAAUAAUUAAAACGGACUGUAUUGUUGAACAGAAGGACAAUUGUUUUACUUUCCUUUGCUUAAUUUUGUUUUGGCCAGAGAGGACUUUUACAUUGGAAGAAAAAUAAAAUAACAUAUUGCUGUCCAUUGUUCAUUGUUAUUGGUAUGUACCUUAUUAAAAAAUGAUGAUAAAACAUAUUUAUACUACAAUGUGACUUAACAAAUGCAAAUGUAGUUUAUGUGUUAUAACCGAAUGUCACUUUUUUGAGAAGAUAGUUAUAUAAGUUAUAUUGUAAAAUGGUUUUGUAUUAAUUUUAUUAAGACUAUUUUUGUAAAGCUGUACUGUAAAUAAAAUAUUUUAUAAAACUAUCCCGUAUCAUCUAACUAUAAAUUUAAAAGAUGUUUUGGAGCAAAUCCAAACUCGAAGUAGGAAACAGUUUUCAGAUACUAAUCUAUUGUGUGAAUGGUAAUAGCUAAUAUUGUUAGAAAUAAACUGUAGAGUUGCUUUAAGCUUUGGCUUCCUAUAAAUCAUAAGCAAAACAUCUGAUCUUGGCUAAGUCAAUUCAUCUCUCUGAGUUUUAGUUUUCUCCACUGAGAAAUCAAGGAAUUGAGGAAAAAUGAUCUCUAAGUCCCUUCCAAUUUGGCAAAUCUAUGACCAUAUACAACUUUCUGUCCUGUGUAACACAGCAACAAACAUAAAUUAGCAUAGUUCCCCAAAUGUAUGUGAUGAGGACUGUUACUGGGGAGAUCUAAGAAUCUGGAAAGGAAACGAUGACUCCUACCCUGCAAGCGUACCCCAUUCUCAUACUCAUGCAUGAAGGAGAGGACAAUCAAACUUCUUCACCCUGCAGAAGGUGAGGUAACUCUCUCCCACACUGAUGUUCUCCUCCUGUCGAGGUUAUGCAGGGCUAAUAGAAGACUACGGCAAAGCUGUUUCUGAGUGUCGGUAGCAAAUGUGGUAGGGCCACAGUGAUGAUAUGUCCACCUAAAGACAGGGCCUGAGCAACCACAGGUCUUCAUGGUUUGGGAGGUUUGGAGAAUAGGGCCAGGAGUAGUUAUCAAACCACAUUUUAUAACUAACUAGUUGAGUGUCCUUAGACAAGUCACUUAACUCUUCUGGGUUUUCUCAGUAAAAGAAGGGAAUUGGUCUCUCAUUGCCUUUAUCAAUAAAAUGCCAUGAAUCUAGGUAUGCUUGAGGAUAUUUGUGGUAUCAAUAUAGUUUCAUUCCACUUGUGAGACCCACAAAAUCAGGCUGAUGGAUCUCCAAAAAGGGUGUUCACAGUUGAGGUCAAAGGCCAGUCUCAGAACCUUGGAGGUUACAUGAUUCAAGGUUGUAGGCACACUGGCCAUACAUUAAGUCCUUGUUUAGCCAUUAUCUAUAUGACUUGAAAACUUAACUGGAAGAAAAAAAACACUAGAUCCAACCACAAGCAGAGAAUUAGGCAUGCCUUCAAUUUCCACAUCCCAGAUGCAAGAAUUAGAUCUGCCCAAAAUACAUGCAAACUCGUAUUCUGACAGAGUUAAGCAUAAGGGCAUUUUUAAUUUUUUUAUGGGGAUCACACGUUGAGGGUAAAGAAGAAGCAAACAGAAGAAAAAUAAGGAAUUCUUGGGUUACAAAAGUAGAAAUCUCAUCUGCUACGGCAGUAAAUCCAGAUAAGCGGUUCAAGGGAUUUCUGAUUGUUCCCUAAUACUUAUUUUUUCCCUCUGUUCUAAAGUAACAACAUUCUGGUUUAAAUAGUGAGUAUGCCCACUCAUAGUAAGACUGUAUUUUCCAGCAUCAAUUGCAGCUAGGUGUGGCAAGGUGACUAAGUUCUGGCUGAUGUUGAAAUAUUGAAUGUGAAUCUCUUUCCCUUCCUCUUCCUCCCAACUGGAAUAUGGGAAUGAUGGCAGGAGUUUCAGCAACCAUCUUAGACUGUGAAAUUCGGAGCAAUUUGGGUCUCACAUGUUGUGAAGCUGCCUUGUCAGUCCUGGGCUGCCUAUCCCUGCACUUCUUUUGUAGGAGAGAAAACUACACUUCUGGCAUUUUAAAUCCACUAUUGUUUGACCAACCUAAUCUGAUCCAGUAGAACAAUUUUUGUUUUAAUUGAAAAGACCACACACACUUUAUUCCCUCAAAACACUCAUAGACUAUACUUAGAAAAUACAUUUUAUAAAUUCUCAGGAAGUUGGCUAUUUGACUGUUUUUUUUUUCUAAGAGUAUUUAAUGAGUUUCAGAAUACAUAGUGUCAUCAAAAGGAAGAAGUAAAAAAUGUGUAAAACUGACAUAAAAUUUCUAAAAAGAAAUAUCAGUAUGCUGGUGUAGUUUGGCACAUUGGCAAAGAGUUUCAUUCGCCAGAAUGGUUAUUAAGGGCAUCGCUGUAUCAUGGUGUUGUAAAAUGUGCAAGAUGACUCAAGUUUUUAGGAGGAAAAAAUAUAAUACGUUAUAUAUAUAAAAUAUAAAAUAUCGUGUGUACGUGUACUAGAGUGACCAAUUGCCCUGGUUUGCCUAGAAUUGUCCCCCCUUUAGCACUGAGAGUCAGCCCUGUGUCUCAGAAAACCCUUCAGUUCUAGACAAAUUGUGACAGUUUGUCACUUUGUCACUCUAGUACAUAUGUAUGUAUGUCACUAGAGCAAUAUUUUUGCAUAUGAAUAUGUGAACAAAACAGUUGAUAUACUUUCCUUGUCUAUUACAAUAUAAAUUGGCUUUUUGUGAAAUGUUAAUUCCUUUAAAAUAUAUUCAGAACAUUUUACUACUAAGUAUACAUUUUAGAGUUUGGUACUUGCCAUUAGUUAAUUAACUUCACUUUAACAAUUACAUUUGCAAACAAAGAAGAAAUUUUAACUGAUGUUUAGUUUUUUUAAUUAAAUGUUAUGUUAGAAAGCUUUUCGUUGAGAAGCUUACUGAGGUCAAAUGUUUCCAGAACUGUCUUUUAGCCCCUUAAUAAAUAGCACUCAUAAAGUUAAAAAUCUUGGUCAAAGUAAUGAUAUACCUUUACAUCUAUAUUCAUGGAUUUCAGUGAACUAGAAAAUAGAUUACUGACACUUGCAUUCAGUUUCAUAAAUUUGGACUGUGAAAGAAAGCAUGCUGGUCUUGGGCUCAGAAAUCCAGCAUUCUAAUCUUAGAACACCAUCACCUACCAACUAGAAGUCAGACCUGCCAAGUAAUCUUGAUGAGUUUCACAGUAGCCAAGACAUUAGAGAUAAAGGACUUGCCUACCUUGCUGCAGGGUUAUUAUGAAAAUAAGAGAAAAACUGAUAAUGUAUCUAAAAGUACUUCCUAAACUAAUAUUUGAAAUAAAAGUUGUCUUUAAGUUUUUCCAUGUUGUUACCAGUGGAUUAAAUCAAAAAGAAGCAAACACGUGAAAAUACAUAUGAAGAAGCUAACAUAAAGAUUCCCUUAUAUUGCGGAGAAGUCAUUCUCAGAGGCCAGCCCAGGGAUGUUCCUCUCUGUGCAGGCCUUAUUUGACUUCACAGCAACAUCUGCUGGUGGAGUCAAGCAGGUGCAAACUCUGGAGUGCAACUGCUCCCAGACUUAGUUAACAAUUCAGAAGAGGGCCUUUUCUGUUUCAAGAGGUGUCUCUAUUUCUUGAUCCACAUUUGGGUUGGCUUUUUUGAACAUCAUUUUUAAUAUUUCCCUAUGUGUAUUCAUAUUCGGUUGGAAUAUUCUUAAUAAGAUUGCUUCAUAGCCUGUUUCCUAGAAAUUGGAUUAAUAAAUUCUUUCUCAACAACCUGUAA
This is a messenger RNA of Acinonyx jubatus (cheetah), 5324 nucleotides long. It is a transcript of the gene PTX3, whose product is annotated as pentraxin 3. The record is from RefSeq and is a predicted model, not a curated record. Bases 218 to 1363 code for a protein of 381 amino acids. The transcript is spliced from 3 exons. Gene Ontology annotation, biological process: innate immune response. Gene Ontology annotation, molecular function: complement component C1q complex binding. Lineage: Eukaryota; Metazoa; Chordata; Mammalia; Carnivora; Felidae.